Molecule: messenger RNA, 7544 nt
Organism: Talpa occidentalis (Iberian mole)
Lineage: Eukaryota; Metazoa; Chordata; Mammalia; Eulipotyphla; Talpidae
Gene: NEURL1B
Product: neuralized E3 ubiquitin protein ligase 1B
Exons: 5
Coding region: 142-1815 (557 amino acids)
Biological process (GO): ubiquitin-dependent endocytosis
Cellular component (GO): early endosome
Molecular function (GO): ubiquitin protein ligase activity
Source: RefSeq, a predicted model, not a curated record
GCCCCAGCUGCCGCCCGCCGGCUCGCCCGUGCAGCCGCGAUGCCCGGGAGCCCGACCCCGGCCCGGGUCCCGGGCCCACCCGGUAAUUAGCUUCCGUGCGCUCCGAGCGCGCCGCCGCCAACGCCACUGCCCGACGCAGCGAUGGGCAACACCGUGCACAGGACCCUGCCAGACUCAAGCCCACCCGCGCGCCUCCUGGCUACCCGGCCUUGCUGCGGCCCGGGUCCCGGUCCCGAGCGGCGGCCGGUCCUGGGCGAAGCGCCGCGCUUCCACGCACAGGCCAAGGGCAAGAACGUGCGGCUGGACGGCCACUCCCGCCGGGCCACGCGGCGCAACAGCUUCUGCAACGGUGUCACGUUCACGCAGCGGCCCAUUCGGCUGUACGAGCAGGUGCGGCUGCGCCUGGUGGCCGUGCGCCCGGGCUGGAGCGGGGCGCUGCGCUUCGGCUUCACGGCCCACGACCCGUCGCUCAUGAGUGCCCAGGACAUCCCCAAGUACGCCUGCCCCGACCUCGUCACGCGGCCCGGCUACUGGGCCAAGGCGCUGCCCGAGAACCUGGCGCUGCGCGACACCGUGCUGGCCUACUGGGCAGACCGCCACGGCCGCGUCUUCUACAGCGUCAACGACGGCGAGCCGGUGCUCUUCCACUGCGGGGUCGCGGUGGGCGGCCCGCUCUGGGCGCUCAUCGACGUCUACGGCAUCACCGACGAAGUGCAGCUCCUCGAGAGCGCCUUCGCCGACACGCUGACGCCCGCGCGCCUCAGCCAGGCCCGCUUCAGCGCCUGCCUGCCUCCCAGCAGCCACGACUCCGCCAACUUCGACAACAACGAGCUGGAGAACAACCAGGUGGUGGCCAAGCUGGGCCACCUGGCGCUGGGCCGCGCCCCGGGCCCGCCGCCCGCCGACGCCGGGGCCGCCGCCAUCCCGUGCGGACCCCGCGAGCGCCCGCGGCCCGCGUCGUCGCCGGCGCUGCUCGAGGCCGACCUGCGCUUCCACGCCACGCGCGGGCCCGACGUGAGCCUGUCGGCCGACCGCAAAGUGGCCUGCGCGCCGCGGCCCGAGGGCGGCCGCACGCUCGUCUUCUCCGAGCGCCCGCUGCGGCCCGGCGAGAGCCUCUUCGUGGAGGUCGGCCGUCCCGGGCUGGCGGCGCCCGGCGUGCUGGCCUUCGGCAUCACGUCGUGCGACCCGGGCGGGCUCCGGCCCGCGGAGCUGCCCGCCGACCCCGACGCGCUGCUCGACCGCAAGGAGUACUGGGUGGUGGCGCGCGCCGGGCCCGUGCCCAGCGGCGGGGACGCGCUCAGCUUCACGCUGCGGCCGGGCGGCGACGUGCUGCUGGGCGUCAACGGGCGCCCGCGCGGCCGCCUGCUGUGCGUCGACACCACGCAGGCGCUCUGGGCCUUCUUCGCCGUGCGCGGGGGCGCCGCCGGCCAGCUGCGCCUCCUCGGCACCCUGCAGGCCAGCCCUGCCACCACGUCUCCAUCAGGCUCCCUCAGCGGCUCCCAAGACGAUAGUGAUUCUGAUAUGGCCUUCAGUGUCAACCAGUCCUCCUCAGCAUCUGAGUCAUCCCUAGUGACGGCCCCCAGCUCCCCGCUGAGCCCCCCAGUGUCCCCCGUGUUCUCCCCACCGGAGCCAACCGGCAGCAAGAACAGCGAGUGCACAGUGUGCUUUGACGGCGAAGUGGACACAGUCAUCUACACGUGUGGACACAUGUGCCUGUGCCACAGCUGCGGCCUGCGGCUCAAGAGGCAGGCCCGGGCCUGCUGCCCCAUCUGCCGGCGGCCCCUCAAGGACGUCAUCAAGAUCUACAGGCCAUAGCCCGGCCCCCUCUAUGGGCCUUGGCGGGAGCAAGGUCAUCUUUGUGAAGCCCCCCCUGGGCUGGGCAACCACCACGGCUGCUGGGGAGUCUGAGGGCAGCGGCCACCUGUCCCACCGUUCUCCAGCGGUAGACAAGGCGUGACAGUCGGAGGGGCAAAGGCCCUGGGGGCCUGAGCCCAGGUGAGGGUGGCUUCUGGCUCAAAAGGGCUUUGCUCCAAAAAAGCCAUCCCAAAAGCAAGCUCAGGACCACCUGGCAGACCCGCCCCGGACCGGAGACCUCUCAGCUGGGAAACAGCAUCCUCUGUCCUCUGUGCAAUGCUUUUGGCUGGGGUUGGGUUGAGUAUUCAUGAGAGGGGAAGGGCAAGUAGGGAGACAUAGAGAGAGUGAGAAAGAGGAUGUGUGUGAGAGUGAGUGAGAGAAUGCCUAGGUAUUUAUCCAGGGAUCCUAACUCGGGGGGUUAUUUAACACUAAGGAACGUGCAAUCCAGGGCCCAGACAUUACAAAACUAGAAAUUGCUCACUUUCGGGGCUGUGACAUCAGCUGGUUUUGAAUGUAUGAAGCCUGCACCUAAAGAGAGCUCCCUCAGAUGGUAUGGAAGAGGGACACUCAGAUUUUCUAAGGGGAGGAAAAAAUAGCUCAUUGUUUACAGCUCCAAAGCAGCAACUCCUGGGGGGAAGGUGGGCGGAGAACAUAAAAGAACAAUUUGCUUUUUUCAUUUCUAACUCGGUCUUGGAGAGGGGUUUUGAUGGGUGCUGGGGCCCACAGUUCUGGGCAGCGUCAUCCCCAGAAGCCUUUUCACCCCUGCUCCCCCACACAGCCUAACAAGCACAUGGCACCGUGACUGGGUCUCUGGAUGUUUUCAGUGCAUAUCAUCCCAUCCCUGGCUCCAAGGAGAAGCCAAGCACCAGCUUCACUUUUUCUGGGGGAGGAAAGGAAUCCAGAGGCCAGUGACUCACCUGAAGUUGGAAAGAGUGCUCAGUGGCACAGACCAGUCUCCACAUUUCCAGUUGUCCAGCUGUGGGCAUAAUCAGGGCAACCUGCUGGCAAGGGAGGAGGAGCAACCAGGCUUUGGAACUGGUCUUUGUUCUGGUUCUCAGCUUCCCUUCUCCUGCUGGUCACUAAGGUGGUAAUUGAUCAUUAAGACGUUAACUAAUAACUGAGACAUUAAUUGAAAAUACUGACCUUGUGAUUCUGCCCCCUGCCCAGGACUCUGCCAGGUGUUUCCUGGAGCCCUAACCCCCUGCCCCAGGCCCACCUCUGCAGACUCCCAGGCCAUACCUGUCUGUUGGGUUAGCCCAGCCUACUGCUGCCUUCUUGCCCCAGUUCUGGGCCAGCCUUUGCCCUGUCCUGCCCUGCCCUGCGUUGUACCCUUAGGAAAGUGCCUGGGCUUGUUUCUCAGUUCCCAGUCUGUCCAGGAGGAAGCCCAGUGUCUGCUCACUCCAGAACGCUUGGGAGGAAGGGUGUGACGUUCUGAAAAGCCCCACACACUGGUGAAGAGCAGGCAUCAUUUUGAUACAAUUCCUUAUCUCUUCAUCGGCUGAGAGAAGCAGGGAGCGAGAGCUUUUGGAGAGCUCAUGCAUUCACAUAACAAACAUUCGCUGGGUCUCCAGAGGCCCAGAGCCCAGCUGGGAGGGGCCCUUGUUAUAGCAUGUCCCCCUAAGACCAGUCAGUCUGUGCCCUGUGAUGUUCCAGGUUCUUGGAUGAACUGCUACUUCUCAGCCUGGAAGUGUGUUCUGGUCUGAUCUCAACUUCAGAAACCCCAUUCUUGCCCCUGCAGGAACCCCUCAUUGUUUUUCUUAGUGAGUUUGGGAAACAAGUCCAUGUUUUAAUUUUGCAGCAGAGUAGCUGGGGGAUAUACUGGAACCCCAGCCACACCCAUGGUAAGAGUUUGGUGCUUGGCUGAACUUGGUCAACUGGAGAAUUCCAUCCCAUUCCCACCCCUGCCUCUUGUGCUGGGUGUGGGCAGAGCCUCCCUCAGAUCCCCUUUGACAGACCCCCAGACUGUGGUUCUCCAGGACAGUCUCCUGACUGGAUCGAGCCCCAGUCAUAAGCCUGGGUGGUCUCAGCAGCCUGGGUAGUCAGCCCUUCUCUCCUGCUCUUGCUGGCUCACCCGAGGCUUGACAGCCACCACCAGGAAAGCAGUGACCGUGGUCCAGGCCCCACGGUGCUCCUGGUGACCUGUCACCGGGGAAGAAAGGCGCCGGUGGCCUGUUUAACUUGCUCUGCAGCUGCUAUAAAUAGCCUCCGUUUCCAAGAGGAAUUAAGGGGGUGUUUAUCUUCUAAAAACCAGACAUUUCCUGAUGCUCCAAGCUGAUUUAUUCAGUACAACAGAGGAGCCUCUCACAUCACCCUCUAUGUUCUGUCUGGAGAAAGGGAGCAGGAGAAGGAGGAAAGGGAAACGCUGUUUUUCAUUUUGCACCGCGGCACUUCCCACAUCCAUCCCGCCAGGCAGGACCAUUACCAUCCUGAAUGGUACCUAAGAUACCAUAUAAAACACACAUUUAGGUGCCACUAAGGGAAAAGGCACAGCCAAAUUUAAAAUGCCACAGCUGUACCAUUCAUUCUAAUCAGAGAUGUUGAGCUGUGCUACUUAGAAUCCAGAUAAGGUAUUCUCCCCACAUGGCAGGUCAGAGAACUGCCGAGUCCCCGAGAGCGAAGCAACUUAGGGUCACACAGUAGGAUCCGGCAGAACUGGGGCUCAAAGUAGCUGUUGCCAAGUCCUACACACUCCAUUGCUUGGUCCCGAGUCCCACAAAGCUUGAAAAAGCCUGAGUUUCUUUCUGGAACCUCAUGUGGGCAACCCCUGGAUCAAGAGGUUGGGUACCUGCACCUGUGUGAAGAGUUUCACCCCCCCAGGCUGAGGACCCUUCGCCACCCAUUCCCUGGCAGGACAAGUGUCCUUUCUUUCAGGCUCAGGUGCCCACUGUCCACCUUCUCCUGGCAGACCUGAGCUAUGUGAGAGCUUGGGUCCAUCCCGAGAUCCUCCUCUUAAACCAGGGUGCCCAGGUUUGCAACAUGCAGGAGGAGCCAAAGACCUUGUCCCACUACCAUCCUGGGCCUCAUGACCACUACCCUCCCCAGGGGUAGAAUCGGGGAGACCAGAGGGUACACUCUUUGUUGUGGUCUUGUGCCUGUUCAUUUUAAACCACUGGAGAAGCUGGGCUGUUGCUAAGUUAAAACAAGCUCCUUUUUUCUAGUCCAUUCCCAGAACUGGGAGUCUUCUGGGAUUUAACUGAUGAGAGCUGCUGCUCCCCUAACUGUAGCAACAAUUUUUCAGUCAUUCAACACCCACCAAUCAACAUGAUGUGUUCUGGACACAGAACUGGGAACUGGGAAAAGCCCACGGGGAACUCAUAGUUCAGGGAAGGAGAUGGAUAGAUCUGUCAGCUUCUAUUUGACCCUCCAGUGCUAACUGUGCUAGCACAUAGUAGGUGCUCAUUAAAGGCUUACUGAAUAAAUCAGAAGUCAGAUUAAGAUUGUGCAGACAUUUAGCAAAACAGCACCGUGUGUAUAUACACAGCAAAGUCAUUCAACAAAUGUUUGCCACUAGAUGGGGUUUGGGAGGACGGACCUGAGAUGACAGCACCCCACUUCUGACAUCAGAGGUAAGGUGAUGUUUAGAGGACAGUGAGGCAUUUGGGGCAGAUGCCCACAGGCCAAGAAGGCCCAUUUGGUUGCCUCAGGAGUCUUGCCUGUGUGCCCAAAGCCUGCUUUUCUGACCAGAGCCCCCGCUUGCUUCCAGCAGCCUCCUCUGCAAUAGAAAUGCCAGGCAUCUUGCAGUCAGUGAAUUGCUGCCACGGGGCCUUGGGCAGCACCUCCACCUCUCCCCCUUUAGAUCACCCUCAGGUCCUGCCAGGAAGAUGUGGUGUAAUGGCUACCUGCCACUUUCAGGCCUUGGGACUGGCUGUUGAAAGUCAAUCCCCAAGUCCCCAGAGAACCCCCAGUCAGUUCCAGUUGGAAACUGGAGUGUGCAAAGUCUUGGAGGAGGAGAGGCAGUAACCUGCUGCUUGAUCCUGCGUCUGCCCUCACUCUGCCAGAGGGAUACCGGCUCAGGAACACGGCCUCCUGGCAUUCUCGGGAGUUCAUUGUCUCACUGUCUUUUCCAAGUCCCUAAUGCGAUGAUUUGUACAACAAUCUGUCUGUGCCUUAUGAAAGUGUCUGUGCACUUUUUUAUCCUUUUUAAAAACAACUUUUAAAAAAAGUGGGCAGGGGACUAGCAUACAAGGUAGUAUUCUAGAAAUCCUUGAUAAUCACUGAGACCCUUUUGCAUUAUGUUUUUAAUGUUGGAGUGAAGUGUAUGCCCCUCCCCCCACUACCUGUGUACAGACCUUUUAAAAAAUGUCUCUUCUUUUUAUUUUUCUGAUUCAAUACUGUGACCUCUCCAAUACAGUCUAAUCUUUGGGGCUCUGUAUAGUGGUUUUAAAACUUGGGGGAAGUGGGAUGGGAAGGGUUUGCACUGGUCUUGUGUGUUGUGCUUUUUGUGUGUGGUGUUUUGAUUUUUGUCUGUUUGUAUCUGUUUUAUAGAAACAUCAUUUUCCUGUUUAAAAAAAAAUACAACUUUGGCUUGUUAAAAAAGAAAAUCUCUUCAGAACUCAAUUUUAAACAUUAUGGGUGGGGGGGGAGCGGUGAAGGUGAGGGACACAAAUCAUUGCCAGCUUUGAGGAAACCAUUUGCAAAAUUUCUGUAGAGCCCUGCCAAGGUCUGAUCUUUUUGUCAAGUAACUCCUGUAAAAAUAUCACAAGUACUUUCAAUCAAGGUAAGCUCUGGAUGUGAAGGUGUUCAUUGUGGCGUCGUAGAUUAUGGUGAAAUGCUAGAGGGAACCCAGAAGUCCAACAACCAGGGUGUACUUGCCAGAAGGCUCGGUUACAAGAGAUGCAAACCCAAUGCCAACUGGCUGUCAGGAGACGAAGAAGUUCAGGUAAUUGAGAAAUCCAGAAACAACCUAAAAAUCCCCUUCAGGUGCAGUGGGUUCCAGAGUGGGAGAUGGUCUCUCCCCAUCUGGGUCUGCCUCUAUUCCAGCCCCACUCCCAGCAGGUCCAGGCGCCAGCCCAGGCUGCAUCCCGCUUUCCAGCCAUCUCUCCGCGGGCCAACCUGGGCUACGUGCCCCUUCCUGAGCCACUCAUGGAGGCCAGGGAGACGGGCUGAUUGGCCAGAUCCAGAAGGUGUGCUGGCCUCCACCCACUAGCUGCCAGGGUGGGAAGAGCGGGAAUUGUCCCCACUGGGAGGAAGUUGGUCCAAUGAAGAAGGAAUACUGGGCGGGCGGAAUACCAGCCCUCUCUCUAAGAAAGGUUGAAUAUACCAUGAUGCAAAUACGGACCUGGUUAAUUGCGUGGUCUGUGCAACCAGACAGCCUGGGCUUCCCCAAGACAUGGUAUGAGACACUUAGCCUCUUUGUGCCUCAGUUUCCUCAUCUGCAGAGCAAGAAUAAUACGAGCUCUUGAUUUCAGGAUGAGUGUGAGCAUUAUUACCAUCCUGCUGGUGAUAUGCUAGGCACAGCGUCUGGUACUCAGCAAUAAGAGAAGAGUUUAUAACACGGCAACAUGUUUAUGUUAAACUAUGGUGGAAAAAUCAAGAUAUAAAGCCACAUAUACAUGCUGAGCUCAGUCAACAGCCCCCCAACCAAACAGACAUUGGGAUGACUGGCAGGAAAGAUGCAAAAUGUCCUUAGGGGCUUUAUGACAGCUGGUGCCUACCCCACCACCCAGGUGUUUUACAAAUUUUCUAGCAUG